UAUAAACAAGCAUGUCUUUUAUUCCCGGCUUCCACAACACAACAUCUCCCAAGCGGCAGUUCUACAUGGACCUGAUGCUGCAGUGCACUGGCCUCCUCCAAGGGCAGCGCAAUCUGGUUACGAACACAGCCAACAUCUCGUCCCUUGUCUACCACAGCCUCCUCGAGACACCAACGCGUGCUGACAAGCCCGUCAACUGGGUUGGCUUCUAUUUCCAGGACUCCACGAACCCAGACUCCCUGAUCCUGGGCCCGUUCCAGGGCAAGCCGGCAUGCACGCAGAUCACCUUUGGCCGUGGCGUAUGUGGAACCGCCGCCAAGGACGCCAAGAGCGUGGUGGUCGCCGAUGUGCACGAGUUCCCUGGCCACAUUGCGUGCGAUGCGGCAUCAAACUCGGAGAUUGUGGUGCCGCUAAAGGCGGCCAACGGAGGGGUUCUGGGCGUGUUUGACAUUGACUCGUCAGUAAAGGAUGCCUUCGACGACGACGACCGGAUUGGACUGGAGGCCAUUGCCAAUUUGGUGGUCGAGGCCUCCGACUUUUGAGAUGAAAUGUAUUUAACAACGCAAUAAAUGAUGGUUUAGCCAAGCUGGCUGGUGAGCUCUUGAGAAGCUUUUUGGAUACUGCUGCG
This is a messenger RNA of Linderina pennispora, 628 nucleotides long. Its product is annotated as putative GAF sensor protein. The record is from RefSeq and is a predicted model, not a curated record. The transcript has a single exon. Lineage: Eukaryota; Fungi; Kickxellomycota; Kickxellomycetes; Kickxellales; Kickxellaceae. Bases 12 to 542 code for a protein of 176 amino acids. Gene Ontology annotation, molecular function: protein binding; L-methionine (R)-S-oxide reductase activity. Gene Ontology annotation, cellular component: cytosol.